AUCCCCUGCUUCUCCACAGCCCGCUUAGAUUGAGAGAAAGAAAGAGAUAGAGAUAGAGGUGCUACAACUGAACCAUAACAGUUAAGUUUGCUUUAGUCCACAAAGAAAAAGACAAAACCAGAGGACUGAAGCGCGAAAGAGAGAGAGAGAGAUUGGUAUUUAUCCUGUCUGUCUCACCACAGAAACUACGGCUUACUGUUACAGCAGCAGGAGGAACGUAGCAUAAACGCACAGAAUGUCUAAACAGCCAUCGACCAAUGUGAAAGCCCUUCAGGCUAACCUCAAUAUUCCAAUGGGGGCUCUGCGUCCUGGGGCAGGACAUCCUGUGAAGAGAAGAGAAGAUACAGUAGAAACAGAAGAGGCAACCCCACAAACUCCAGAGGAAAAAAAGACCCUGCCUGGUGCUGUGAAACUACCAGGACUUCCUGCUGUCAACCUCUCAGAGAUCCAGAACGCAAAGAGUGAACUCAAAUGGGUCACCAAGGACUAAACACACUGGUGUCUCCGCCCCCAUCCAGUUCCUUUGCAAUCCAUUGGUAACACUCUCCAUCCAAUCAGACUCAAGUAUUUACCACAAACUCCCUCAGCAUCGAUCGAUCGCAAUGUCUCAACAAGCCUUGACAUUGACAAGCCUUAAUGAUGACACAACCUACCACUGAUCUUCAAUGAGAGAGGGGCGGAUUCAACCAAAUCAAAGACUGAUGGGAAAUGAGCAGUUGGAAGUGCUGGCUUAAGCUCAGAGUUUCGUCUCUGUCUGCAAUAGCUCAUUUCUGUUUAAACCUUUCUGUUUCAUAUUUUGUUCAUUUUGCAUUUUAAAUGUACUGUUUGUGUGAGUUUGCUUUGUGUUAGGUGUGUAUUCUCAGUCUAUCACGCCUUUAAUUUUGAAUCACAGACACUGAUAAGACAGCAUGCAAUACAACGCAUGAUUAAUCAAUUUGUUUAUGCUCCAUAACACAAUUUAGAAAAUGUCUUUAAACAUUAGAGAUUUUUUUGCUUCUAAAAGGAACCUUCAACAUCAAAAGAAAGAACCAUAAAUGGUUCUUCUGAGAAUUUUUGACUGAAUGGUUCCUUGGGGAACCAAAAUAGUUCUUCUAUGGCAUAUCAGUGAAGAAUCUUUACUUUUAAAGGUGACCCCAAAUUAAGUUUAUACUGUUGAGUAUACUGUCAUUAUUUAAAGGUGCAGUGUGUACAUUUAAGGAAGAUCUAUUGACAGAAAUGCAACUUAAGUGGUCAGUGUUGUAUAAAGACCUUGCAUGAUAAACUAUUAUGUUUAUCACCUUUAAAUGAGCCAUUUCUAUCUAGAUACACUGCGGGUCCCCUUUCAUGGAAGCCGCCAUUUUGCGCGCCAUGUUUCUACGGUAGCCCUAAAUUGAAACAUUGAUCUAAAGAGCAUUUUGUCACUAUGUUGUUUCAGACGACGACAUGUUUGUCCUGUGACGCCUACCGUAGCUUCUCUAUGCGUUUCGAAAGGGAAGGGGUGUGCGGUGGACUCAGCCGUUGGUUGUAAUUCGCAUUCUUACCGCUAGAUGCCGCUAAAAUCUACACAUAGCACCUUUAAGCACCCUUAUGUUGUUUAAACCCUGUAAGAUUUUCUUCUGUGGAGGAAAAAUGACAAUAUUCACACUGCUUGUUUUCAUAAAACCAAAGUAAAGGGGUGACCAAGUGAAAGUGAAUGGGUGAUUCUUCUGCUAAACACCACAGUUUUUCAAUAUUUUAUUAUGUUCUUACCUCAACUUAGACAAAUUAAUACAUACCUAUCUUUUUUCCUCGGUGUGCAGUAACAUCAUCAUUCCUGACUACUCCCCCUUUCGCUCAAACUUUCGUCAAUAUUACUGCGCCCGAGGUCGAAGUGUUGCAAACUAAGUGCUCUUCCGCCAUACAAUAUAGUUCUCAUUCUUUAUCCGCUUAAAUAAAUUGCCACGUUUUAUUUUGUGCCACCAUACUUACUUUAAAUAGGAAAAAGAAGAAAGUGUUUGGUGGCUUCUAAAUUUUGGAUCCUAAGGAAUGAAUGGGGCUAGGCUAAAUGCUAACACAUUCAUGACGCGCUGUACAAAGAUUAAGUGCACGCAUUGAAAAAAGAUAUGUAUGUAUUAAUUCGUCUAAAUUGAGGUAAGAACAUAGUAAAAUAUUGAAAAACUGUGGUGUUUUCCUUUAAUCAUGAAAAAUUUGUUUUUUAUUUCACACACACAAAAAAAUCCACAUUAAUUAAAAAAAAAAAUCUUGAAAUAAACCCCAUUCUGUAGCCUUGUCUCUGCAUCAUGCACAUCUUUAUCUUUGGCUUUGUUCGUGUGUUGCAGUACAUGAGUAGGCUGUUGCAUAAUAAAACAUAAUUUUGCGUUCUCUCCAGGAGCAAGCCUGUAGGAGGAUAAAGCCAGCACUUGUUAUCCUUGAACAAACAGAACUGGAUUUCAAAUGCCGCACCAUCAGUUUGUUAUGUACAUAAGCCAGUAGCUGUUUAACAGUGUAAAGCUCCUCUCUUCAUCCCAUGUAAACCAUAUGUUUGUACUACGCUGUGGUCUAUUUUACUACAGUAGCAACCGCAGAUGUCCUGUACUUUGAGUGAAAGUGACAUUUUAAAAAAAAACGUGUUCUUCUUUAAACAAGAGUCAGUGUGCAUUAAAAGCUACAAUUACAUAACACUUAAACAUAUGUACACUUGCGAAAUGUUUGGACACUUGACUCUACUUUCUUAUGAGUUUACCUUUUGAUCUAAAGGCUUAUGCCUAAAUGCUUUACAUUUAAUUUUGUAGAAAAAUAUGAAUUGAGUUUCUUUACUAAAUUAACUAAAGUAAGGCUCUAUGUUUUAUCAAGAUGCUUUGAAAUAAUGUGUUGUCUACUUGUAUAUAAAUAAAUCUGACUUCAUGUUUUA
Messenger RNA from Misgurnus anguillicaudatus (oriental weatherfish), 2869 nucleotides. RefSeq names its product small muscle protein X-linked (gene smpx). Lineage: Eukaryota; Metazoa; Chordata; Actinopteri; Cypriniformes; Cobitidae. The record is from RefSeq and is a predicted model, not a curated record. Gene Ontology annotation, cellular component: costamere; muscle tendon junction; M band.